This is a messenger RNA of Drosophila sulfurigaster albostrigata, 2207 nucleotides long. RefSeq lists its product as uncharacterized. The record is from RefSeq and is a predicted model, not a curated record. The transcript has 6 exons. Gene Ontology annotation, biological process: synapse organization. Gene Ontology annotation, cellular component: neuron projection membrane. Lineage: Eukaryota; Metazoa; Arthropoda; Insecta; Diptera; Drosophilidae. The coding region runs from base 240 to 1817 and encodes 525 amino acids.
UGGCAACAGCAGCACCGGAAGCAACGGAGAAAUAGCAGCAAGCAACGCUAAGAAUUCUGUGCAUAUGUGAAAAACAUGACAAAUUAUUUGAGCCCGCAUAACUCGGAUUAAAAGCAACAAGCAAACAGGGGAGCCAGUGAGCAUAAAAACAAGCUUAAGGCACCCAACAACAAUUACAGCAAAUACACAUAUCCAAAAGGUGUGACACAAAGCAGCCACCAAUCCUCGCACGCAAUAAAAUGCGCUGUCGACGGGCAGCGGCACCAGCGACAGCAGCAGCAGCAGCAGAAGAGGGAGUAGAGGGAGAAGUUGAGAGCUCGACAGCCAGAGGAAGUGGCAGAGGCACAGCAACAACAACAGCAAACAGAGCAAAGGCUAAAGCAAAAGUUGCUGGCAGGAGAGAGCGAGGCAUCGGAUUUGCUGCUGCUGGAUCGGGAGUCAAGGGAGCUGGCAGCAUACUGCUGGCAUUUCUGGCAGCUGUCAGCUUUCGUGGCAUGCCACGCACCCCGCUUUCGGCAAGUGCGACGCUGCUUGGAGACAACUCGACGCUAAUUGCAGAAACGAAUAGAGCAACUGUCACGGCAGCAGCAGCAACAACAUCGUUACUGGAGGCGGGGGGAAUGCGGGGCAAUCAAGUGACCAUUGAGCAGGCCACAACAGAUGAGCAAACUGUGGAUAUUUGGAGCGAGCGACCCGAUACGGCAACAUUGACAAAGGGCUUCUCGAUACCCACGUAUUUGCCACCUUUUCCGGACUUUAUUCCUGCUGAUUUGCCACAAACGACGGUGACAUCGACAGCAGCAGUGGCCCAUACAAAUCUCCCCACGGGCAGUGGGGAGAACAGCAACAGCAACAAUAAUGUCAACAAUAUUGGCUCCAUGCAGUCAUUCCCUAAUAAGGAACACUCGCAGCCUCGCCUCCACGCCUACGAUAGCGAAAAGAAGGAGCAGGAACUGCGGCGGGCCAAGCAAUUGGCUCGUGAGAGACAGCAGCUGCCUCGACGGCAACUCAGUCUGCCAUCCCGAAACAUAACAGUCCAGGUGGGCCAGAAUGCCUAUCUGCCAUGCCAGCUUCAUCAGCACUCGAGCAAGCCGCUCUCAUGGGUGCGAUUGCGAGACGAACAUAUCAUAGCCGUGGAUCACACCACCUUCAUCAACGAUGCCCGUUUCGCAGCCCUGCUGCAGUCUCCGUCUCCGUCUCCAUCUUCGUCAUCAAAUGUCACCGGCACCCCCUUGGACAGCACAAAUGUGAGCAGCCUCAGCUGGACGCUGUUAAUCAAGUACGUUCAGCUGCAGGACAAUGGCUGGUAUGAAUGCCAGCUGGCCACUGAGCCCAAAAUGAGUGCCAAAGUCCAGUUGCUUGUGAUAACACCAAAAACCGAAUUGAUUGGCGAUAAGCAACGUUUUGUCAAGGCCGGCAGUCGAGUCGAGAUGCACUGCAUUGUGCGUGGCACCUUGGAGGCACCCAAAUACAUUGUCUGGUACUGGGGAGAUCAACAGGUGAUGGCCGAGAAUGAAAAUGGCUUGGACAAUGGCUGGUACACUCAGAUCGAUCGCAAUAUCUUUGGCAACACCGAACACAAUCGAAAUACGAUUGGCAGCCUGGUUAUUCCGGUGGUGCGAAAAACCCAUUCGGGUAAUUAUACGUGUGAGCCGGAGAAUAGUCAAGCGGUUUCCAUACAGCUGCACGUACUCAGCGGCGAGUAUUCCGCCUCGGCUAUUAAGUCGAUGGCAACUGGCUUACACAGACAUGGCCAUGGCUAUAACAGUCUGCAUCAGUGGCUAAUCUUUUUGCUUGUGGCUCUGAACAAGACAUGAACUCUGCUCAGCACGGACAUGCAGAGUGCACAAUUGGGGCAUUAUCUGUUUAAGAAAUCGUAUUAGAUAAAUCUAUAGGUAAAUUUUGCACACAUUCUAAAAGUACGAGUAUUUUUACGACUAUUGCCAAACAACAACAACAACAGCAACUGCAACAGCAACUUGUGAGAGUUCACGUUGAGAUCGAGCUCCAAGAUUUUUUCACAUCAUUUAAGCACAGUCUUUUAUACCAUCUCUAGAUAAUAAUAUCAUCUCUUUUGUUAUAGCUUAUAAACAACAACAAAAAAAAACACGUAGAUUGCUAAGCAUUUGUAAUUUUAAGCAUUCAAUUGUGUUAGACACUAAGAUAUUUGAUUAAAUAAAGCCAAAGGCAUGUUAAGUAAGGACAAA